Messenger RNA from Microcebus murinus (gray mouse lemur), 1081 nucleotides. It is a transcript of the gene OR1K1, whose product is annotated as olfactory receptor family 1 subfamily K member 1. The record is from RefSeq and is a predicted model, not a curated record. Lineage: Eukaryota; Metazoa; Chordata; Mammalia; Primates; Cheirogaleidae. Gene Ontology annotation, molecular function: olfactory receptor activity; G protein-coupled receptor activity. Gene Ontology annotation, cellular component: membrane. Gene Ontology annotation, biological process: G protein-coupled receptor signaling pathway.
CAGGUGAACAGCCAGCCUGGCCAUGGAUGCUGCCAACGAGUCUUCAGAGGGAGCCCCAUUCGUCCUACUGGGACUGACAACAAGACCUGGGCAGCAGUGGCCUCUGUUUGUGCUGUUCUUGGUCUUGUAUGUGGCAGGCAUCCUGGGCAAUGGACUCAUUGUGGCUGCCAUCCAGGCCAGUCCAGCCCUUCAUGCACCCAUGUACUUCCUGCUGGCUCAUUUGUCCUUUGCUGAUCUCUGCUUUACCUCUGUCACUGUGCCCAAGAUGUUGGCCAACUUGCUGUCCCACGACCGCUCCAUCUCCCUGGCUGGCUGCCUGACCCAAAUGUACUUCUUCUUUGCCCUAGGGGUAACUGAUAGCUGUCUCCUGGCCGCCAUGGCCUAUGACCGCUAUGUGGCCAUCCGGUACCCCCUCCACUAUGCCAUAAGGAUGUCCAGGGCCGUGUGCAUGGCCCUGGUGGGGACAGCAUGGCUCGUGUCCCAUGUCCACUCCCUCCUGCAUAUUCUGCUCAUGGCCCGCCUAUCAUUCUGUGCCUCCCACCAAGUGCCCCACUUUUUCUGUGACCACCAGCCUCUCUUAAGGCUUUCAUGUUCUGACACCCGCCACAUCCAGCUGCUCAUCUUCACCGAGGGUGCCGCGGUGGUGGUCACUCCCUUCCUGCUCAUCCUUACCUCCUAUGGGGCCAUCGCAGCUGCUGUGCUCCGCCUGCCCUCAGCCUCUGGGAGGCUCCGGGCUGUGUCCACCUGUGCCUCCCACCUGGCUGUGGUGGGCCUCUUCUAUGGGACAGUCAUCGCAGUCUACUUCCAGCCCACAUCCCGAUACAAGGCAGAGCAGGGCUCUGUGGCCACUGUCAUGUACACUGUAGUCACGCCCAUGCUGAACCCCAUCAUCUACAGCCUCCGGAAUCGCGAUGUGCAGGGGGCACUCCGAGCCCUUUUCACUGGGCAGAGGGUCUCAGCUCGUGACUCCUGAAAGCCAGACCCCACCAAGGACAGACUGCAGCACCCGCACUGACAACCAUGAAUGUGACCAUCUCUCUUCUGUUAUUCCCCCAAAUCACAGUAAUAACCAUCAUUUUCU